Cokeromyces recurvatus is the source of this 609-nucleotide messenger RNA. RefSeq lists its product as uncharacterized. NCBI's taxonomy places the organism in Eukaryota, Fungi, Mucoromycota, Mucoromycetes, Mucorales, Mucoraceae. The record is from RefSeq and is a predicted model, not a curated record. The transcript is spliced from 2 exons. The coding region runs from base 211 to 369 and encodes 52 amino acids.
GCGCGUGUAGUUUUGAAGAGGUUGUACAAUCUCAAGGUAAAGUUAUGGAUGCUCUUUUGUUGUGUUCAUAUAUUAAUAUAUGGUUAUAGGAUUCUACUGCAGCUUUGGCAGUCAUCCACUCUUCCAUAGAGGACGAAGAGGUGGCGCGUAGAAAGUCGUUGAAGGCGCAACUGAACAAUCAACGAUCACCGUAUGAUGACGACUUGAGUGAUGGUGGAUCUACCUAUAGUGAAAAAGGCAAAGACAAGUAUAUGGAUUGGGCUUGAGGCUCGUGGUCUCCACCACCACUACCACAAAAAGAUCUCCCUUAUGAUGGCGACUGGCCUAAAUAUCUCUUUUCAUCCUCCCCCACCUCCUAUCCUUAAUUAACACGCCAAGACUCUUUAUGAAAAACACUCUCUUUUUAAUUGUAUGCAAGAAUGAUUUAUGCCAAAUGAUUCCUAUGCUUCCAUCAAUAUGAUCACAUAUGCCACCACAGUUAUGUUAUGAUAUAUUCCCUAUUUUAUAUUCGUACGUGCCCGUCACCACUAUUAAACUCGUCCAAAAGUCUAUAAGCACCUGAACGAGAUAUGCCGCAUACCGUAGCCGCUUUAGGGACAGAUAAUCCCU